GGUUAUGCACACAUACCGCGCAACACUGGCUGCAUAAAUAACCCCUGCCUGGCUCACCCAUAGACCCAAUAGUCUCCAGAUCUUAUUCGCCUCCAUCGCCCUACAUUGCGUUAACGACAAGAGGGAGGAUCGGUAGAGUUGUUCGAGUGUGUGACUCGGGCGCGGUGUCUCUAAUGUAGGCUUGGCUCUGUAUCGGUCCCUUUCCCUCCACUCCACCGGUGGCCUUGUACAACUGUCAUUUCUCGUCGCCCGGGAUUGAGGCGCUGGUCGCGGGUAUGGAUGCCGUGUGGAUACUGCCUCUGCUGCUGGUUCUCCCGGUUCUACUCUGGACCAGCAGCACGUUCGUUUUCUAUUUCAAGAAGUGCUUCUAUGUGGCGUAUAUGAUGCUGCUGGCCGUUAUCGCCAUACCGAUUUGCAUUCUGAAAAGCGGUGGCAGGGACAUUGAGAAUAUGAGAGUUAUCCGCUUCAUGGUGCGUCAUGUGAAGUACUUCCUGGGUUUGCGUUAUGAAGUCAGCGGUUGGCAACAUCUACAGACAGACGGACCGUAUGUCAUCAUCUCCAACCAUCAAUCGUCACUCGACGUGUUAGGCGUAAUGGAGGUUCUGCCAGACCGCUGUACGAUGAUCGCCAAGAAGGAGCUGAUCUGGGCAGGGACGGUUGGCUUGAUCUGCUGGCUGGGAGGAAUCGUGUUUAUCAACCGCCAAAAAACCAGCGAUGCCAAAAAUGUCAUGGGUGACGCUGCGAAAACCAUGCUGACUGACCAGAUCCGCUUGUGGGUGUUUCCAGAAGGCACACGAAAUCAGAAAGACAACCUUUUGCCCUUUAAAAAGGGAGCAUUUCAUCUGGCUGUACAAGCACAGGCUCCUAUCAUACCCAUUGUGUUCUCCUCCUACAGUAACUUCUACUUACGAAAAGAGAAAGAGUUCAAAUCAGGAAAAAUCACUCUUAAAAUCCUUCCAAAGAUUGAGACAAAGGGACUGACAGCAGAUGAUGUGACAUCACUCUCCGACCAAUCACACGCCAUCAUGCGUUCCGCCUUCCAGGAGAUCUCUGGCCAAGCCCCCCAGAGCAACGGGCCAUCCAAUCACUGAAGGCUUUUACAUCCUAAUCAUUGCCAUGACAACUAGGAUGACUUGAGACUACAUCGUCAUCGUAGUCAUGGUGACGGUAACCAUGACAACAAGGUGCUUUGGUAUCCUCUCCGAUGUGAAGCAGGAUUACAUGUCCAAAUACACAAAAAACAUAACUACAUGCACACGCAUUCACUUGAACACAUGCAGCAGAUGUCAUCAUAGCCUAGUUUUGAUCUCCUGUUGGACUCCAGGGGGAGCUAAGCGGUGGAAAGUGUUUCUUUUGGGCAAUGACCUUUGACCUUGCCUGGUGCAACAUUUUGUUCCUCUUUGAUUUGGCCUAGGACUGCUUCGAUUGGCGACAGGUUGAAUUUGGAGUGACACCCUGCGAAAAUUGCGGAUGUGCGUUUACAUGCAUGCCUUUUUUCUUUAUAUAUUUUUCUUUCUUCCUUUCUUUCACAAAUCUUCAAGAAGUCGUUUGUUUUGUAGGUCACUUUUCUCUUGCAUUAUGGAAAAUCGCUGACAAACACCUGGGUUUGUUUUAUUCCUUUGUUUAUGUUUUUUGUUUGUACGGAUAUUUUUAUUGGUUAUCCGUGUAUUUUUCCCACAACUCAAUGCCGUGAAAAUGCUCAGAGAUGCCCUUUUAUUGCAAUAUUGUUUUAUUGACCAAAAAUGCAUUUGAAAUCUAAUGCAGCAUUUAACAGACACUCCAGAGAACAGCUUUCUGUGUUGUCACUUAAACAACAGGAAAAUACUAAGAUUUUGUGCUUCUAUUGUCAUUAGGUCUUUUUCCUUAAAUCUAUUUCUCCUAAAAGUGUCGAAAGGUUAUUUCAUAGCGAGCAGGUCUGUUCUCACUAUUUCUAAGUGCAACUUCUUUCCUGUGCCAUGUGUCCAAAGUGUCUCUUUUUUUUCAGGCUAAAGCAUUUGAAAGUUUGAGCAAUGUUCAGUACGUUUUUAAGAAUGGAAAUCUAUUAGAAACCAUUUAAAAGAGAUUAUUAUUAUAAUAAUGACUGAUCGAAUAAGCAUUACCUUGUAACAAAUGAUCUAAAAUAUGGCAUUAUCUAACUGGCCAACUUAACAAAAAGACAUAUUGCUUUUAAGAGUUGAAGAGUUAUUAUUCAAAGUUUAGAAGCAUUUAUUUUUUUUUAACUCGAAAUCUAAAAAUGUACUCUAUACAAAAUAUGCAAAAAAUUUUGCGGUAAAAAAUAUUUUACAAAUAUACAAUAUUUUCACCAAACUUGAGCAUCAAAACCAGCUUUUUCUUCACAAAGGUUUUUUAUUUUUUGAUAAUCAAAUACCUGCUUUAAAAUGAUCCCUAGAAAAGUAUUAUUAUAAUAUAAAAUUGUGAGGUUUCUGUAAGAUUUGUGAGAUAUAGAAAUGUUGAGUUUUCAAUGCCCGUCUGAAAGCGACAAGGAAUAUUCUGGGUUGAAUACAAGUUAAGCUCAAUUGACAGUAUUUGUGUCAUAACGUUAAAUACCACAAAAUAUGAGUUUCUUUAAAAUAAGCACAAAACGUGGUAACAGUGAUGCACUUACAAUGGAAGUGAAUGGGGCCAAUUUUUGGAGGGUUUAAAGGCAGAAUUUUGAAGCUAUAAUUUUAUAAAAGCACUUACAUUAAUCCUUCUGUUAAAACUUUGUAUUAUUAUUAUUUGCGCGGCGAAGUUUAAAUCUUCGGCUACGUCUACAUUAAUCCGGAUACAUUUGAAAAUGGCGUUUUCGUUUCAAAACGCUCUUCGUCCACAAUAACGGUUUCAAGCGUUUUCCAAAAGUUGCUCAUCCAAACUGAAAAUCCUCGUUGCAUGUACGGUCUGAAACGCAAUUGUCCUCGUGUUCCGUCGCCGGACACCAAUUACGAGUAAACUUCCCUUCGCCUUUGAAGGAACGCAAUGUGAUGGUUGUACAAAGUAACAUUUAUUUUUUAACAACGCUAUCAAAGUGAGUAUCAGGCACAACUGUGCCGCUAUAACACGGGCCGCCAUCUUGAUUGUUUUGGUUGGAUAGAUCACGUGCCUGCGUCACAUGAUAACAAAUAUAUCAUCAUUUUCAGAUACGUUUUCACAGUCCGCACGACAACGCGAAAACGGCGUUUUCAAAUGUAUCCACUUUGGAGUGCGUUUUCAAAAAGCUCAGUUUUCACGGCGAAAAACGGCGUCUCAGUUUGGACGGAAGGCCAAAACGGAGAGAAAAAGAUGCGUUUUCAAACUAAAACGUAUUGGUGUCGACAAGGCACACGCGUUACGUUGUCAUUGCAACGAAGAUAUAAAAUUGGCUAUAACUUUACAAAGAAAAAGUUAGUAAGCGAUUUUAUCACACUUAAAUCAUGUUAACACACAUUGUUUACGUCUUGGGUCUACUUUUGAAACCGCUAGGAUUUUAAUAUACGGAUUGGCCCCAAUGGCGUUUUUAGGCGUUACGUCGUCGAGGCAAAGAAAGUUGAAAAAUUGUAUAUAAAUUCAACGUCUACGCAUCUGGAUAACGUCUAAACGUUUACGGAUUAGCCCCAUUCACUUCUAUAGUAAGCGACUCAGUGUAACCCACAUUUUUGCUUUUUUUUUAAAGACAAGGAAAGAGAUGAAAAUAUUUUUUGUGGUUAUCAUCAAUAUACCACGAAUGCUGAUUGAACUCAACGCGUAAUAUUCGAUUGCAUUUAUUACCUACUGUAUCAGAGUAUCAGAGUGACUGAAUAUAAGAUUCCUUUUGUUUUAUAUUUGUGUUACCAAAUGAACCACACAUGAAAAUUAGGUUAUUUAAAAGUGUCGUACAUGAUUUAAUUUAACCAAUUAUUUAACUUCUAUUUAUUAAACCAGAAUGGAUCAACAACUCAUGGCAGUAAAUUAAUUGAAAUGCUAACAAUGAUUUUCAAAGUCAUUAUUAAUUGCGUUGUUUGUUGAAUAUUAUAUUUAAUACUUGAAGUUGCAUUUCUUAUUAUUUGUUAAGAAUGGCUAACUUCCUUACUUCAAUAUGUACAACCUUUAUUUAGGAGGAAUGAAUUAUAAAUUUUCAGAAAUUGAUUUAAGCGAAUGUUCGACUAGGAAAAAAUCCAAAUUAGCCCCUGUAAUUAUUAUUAUUACAAAUAGUAUGAAUUUAAAGAUUGAUGCAAUUGUUGAACCUUUUUAUGUUGUAUAUGCCUUUUUCCAUGUGAUUUUUACCCUGUUGACUGAAAAAACGAGCGUUGUUCACGAAAAUGUACAAAAUGUACAUAAAUUGUGUAUGGAAAUGUGUACAAGGUGUCGUGUGAUUUUCACCAAAGCUAUUAAGGAUGUAAAAACCGAUGAAGAUUUUAAAUGCCGAUUAUUCGAUCCCGUUAAACAAACUUGACAAACAUAUUAUGGGCAGCCUUGUGUUCGUGUGUACGAGCGUGUGUGUGUGUGUGUGUGUGGUCCAUUGUGUGUGUUGAAUGUGUUUGUAUGAUGACCAGACACACAACUGAGCUAAAGCCCAUUGUAAAAUCUGUAAAGUCAUAUAAGAUGAUGAUUAUAUAUAUAAAACUGUCGAUUGUGGUAGAAUCUGGAAACGACUUGUGUAAAGAUGAUCUAGGAAAAAGAGUAAAUAAAAUCCUCUGUUUUUCCUAUAGGAGUGUCAUGAAUUGUUUCUCUCACGGUGUUGUUUUUCACAAACAAAAUGGUAAAUGGUCUGCACUUAUAUAGCGCCU
Messenger RNA from Xyrauchen texanus (razorback sucker), 4721 nucleotides. RefSeq names its product 1-acylglycerol-3-phosphate O-acyltransferase 2 (lysophosphatidic acid acyltransferase, beta) (gene agpat2). Gene Ontology annotation, cellular component: endoplasmic reticulum; membrane. Gene Ontology annotation, biological process: phosphatidic acid biosynthetic process. Bases 276 to 1091 code for a protein of 271 amino acids. Gene Ontology annotation, molecular function: 1-acylglycerol-3-phosphate O-acyltransferase activity. The record is from RefSeq and is a predicted model, not a curated record. Lineage: Eukaryota; Metazoa; Chordata; Actinopteri; Cypriniformes; Catostomidae. The transcript is spliced from 6 exons.